This is a messenger RNA of Meloidogyne enterolobii, 1236 nucleotides long. NCBI's taxonomy places the organism in Eukaryota, Metazoa, Nematoda, Chromadorea, Rhabditida, Meloidogynidae. The record is from the annotation of a GenBank genome assembly.
UUUACUUUAAUCAAGCAAAAAUGAUUAAAGGGCAAAAUGUUUUAAUUAUCUGUGAUCGAGGAGCUUUAGAUCCUUCUGCUUAUAUGGAAAAAGUAAUGUGGAUAAAACUUUUGAAGGAAAUUGGGAAGGACGUUUUUGAUCUCCGAGACAAUAGAUAUAAUCAAAUUGUCCAUGUUGUCACAGCUGCAGAUGGGGCAGAACAAUACUACACUUGUCUGAACAAUAAAGCACGGACUGAAAGUAUGGAGGAAGCAAUUUUAGUUGAUCGAAAGACUAGAGAAGCUUGGAUUGGACAUCAAUGUCUUUCAAUUGUUGAUAAUUCUGAUUGUCAAAAUUUUAAUGACAAAAUAAUGAAAUUAAUUCGUGUUGUGUCAGAAAGAAUUGGAAUUUCUUUUGAUCGUUUAGCCAAACACAGCAAAAAAAGAAAAUGGUUAAUUUCAAAAAUUGACGAAAAUAAAUUUUUGGCAAAUAAUUAUGAAGAAUUUGACGUUGUCCAUGUUUAUCUACAAAGUAUGAGCAACAAUCAAGUACGUAUCCGUUCACGUUGUCAGAAUAAUCGAACAACUUAUUCAUUGACAACAAGGCGUUAUUUUGGGCCUGAUGGGAUUAGAUUACCUGAACCAGUUGAAACAAGGAAACAAUUGUCUCGUCGUGAAUAUGAUUAUUAUUUGGAAAUGAGGGAUAAAAGUAGAGCUGUUGUAUAUAAAAAGAGAAGAUGUUUUACAUAUGGAAAUGUUUAUUUUCAUUUGGAUAUUUAUGUCCAUCCUUUGCCCCCAGCAUGUAUCGGUUCUCCAAUAAUUUUGGAAACAUACACAACUAAUCCAAUUGGUGAUCCAACACCUUCACUGCCAAACUUUUUGGAGGUUGUUCGUGAAGUUACUGGCGAGCCUGGUUAUAGCAUGUUUAACAUGACCUCUUCUACUCCACCAACUACUAACAAUAUAUCAUAAUUUAAAAGGAGUCCAUAAACAACAAAUAACUAUUCUGGAAGAGCUUUUAAAAAAUAAACUAAAAACUUUUAAUUAAUUAAUUCUAAAGCUUUUAAUUAUUUUCUUUUUUUCUAUACCUAAUCUUUAACUGUUUCUUUUUUUGUAAUUUUUUGUUUUUAUAUUAAAUAUUUACAGUCGGUUAGAAUUUUUACUUAAACUAAACUCUAAACACCCUCAUUUUUAUCUUCAAGUUUUUUUGUUCAAAAAUGAAAGUAAAAUCACUAUCCGACUGUAUUUACUAUUGUAU